AUGCAUGGAGUAAAACGAACACGGCUCACUAAGGACACGCGCUUGCAGAAGAUUAAGAAAGACGCGGUGCGGAUCACAAGGUACCGCUCUCUCACUGACCGUGUGCUGGCCAAUAAGCAGAAUCAUGUUUACAAUGAUAAAACGCUAGCCCAGACAGAACAGCUGCUGGAUAUUAAUCCUGAAUUAUACACUGUAUGGAAUUAUAGGAGAGACAUUCUAUUAGAGCGGUUUAAAACAUGCGAUUCGGAUGCAAUUCAUGACAUAAUCAAGAACGAGCUGGCGUUGAGUGUUGAAUAUCUGAGACGGUUUCCCAAAUGCUACUGGAUUUGGAACCACCGAAAAUGGUGUUUGGAGUACGACUCCUUAACCAAUUGGGACGCCGAGAUGGCGAUGAUUGACACUUUUCUAAAAGCAGACUCACGGAAUUACCACGUGUGGCAAUAUCGACGGUACGUGGUGGACCGCAUGAAACUGGGGCAAACGAGCCAAGAGCAACUGGACACAGAUCUGCAAGAAUUCAAUUACACAACAAAAAUGAUCAACAGAGACAUCUCCAACUAUUCUGCGCUGCACAACCGGUCCCGGCUGGUGAAGAUGCUCUUCGAGAACUCCCCCGAGUCUGCAACAGUGUUCCAUACGAAAAAUAAAUAUGAGUUCCUUGUCCAGGAGCUCCAGAUGGUGAAAACGGCAUUCUAUACUGAUCCCGACGACUCCUCCGUGUGGAUAUAUCUUAAAUGGCUGCUUGGUGACUACUUUAUUGAUAGCAUCAGCAAGGAACAGGCCCAUCAGGUAGUGGAGACUGCGAUUGCCGACAUUAACGAAUUGAACGAGCUCGAGCUCGAGGACAACGGUGUGGACAACCAGUGGUGUUUGAAAUCGCUCGUUUUUCUUGAACAGCAGCUCCGGAAAAUCACAGGCGUGAUAACGGGGCAGAAAAAUGCUAUUCUAAAAAAACUCAUCGAGCAAGACCCUAUGCGAAUUAAAAGAUACGAAAAUUCCAUGGAUUGA
Molecule: messenger RNA, 1008 nt
Organism: Ogataea parapolymorpha DL-1
Lineage: Eukaryota; Fungi; Ascomycota; Pichiomycetes; Pichiales; Pichiaceae
Product: Alpha subunit of Type II geranylgeranyltransferase
Exons: 2
Coding region: 1-1008 (335 amino acids)
Biological process (GO): protein geranylgeranylation
Cellular component (GO): Rab-protein geranylgeranyltransferase complex; cytoplasm
Molecular function (GO): Rab geranylgeranyltransferase activity
Source: RefSeq, a predicted model, not a curated record